Molecule: messenger RNA, 1160 nt
Organism: Fundulus heteroclitus (mummichog)
Lineage: Eukaryota; Metazoa; Chordata; Actinopteri; Cyprinodontiformes; Fundulidae
Gene: myct1a
Product: myc target 1a
Exons: 2
Coding region: 272-874 (200 amino acids)
Cellular component (GO): nucleoplasm
Source: RefSeq, a predicted model, not a curated record
UUUUCCGCUUCCAUAAACAAGAUGACUGCCAGGGUUCGCCGCCGGGCCUGCGUGCCUUGAGGUACAGCCUCCCUCGGAAAGAGUCUCAGAGAAAGUGAGCGAAGCAGCGAAGAGAGAGAAAGUAGGAAAAACAGGAAAAGGGACAGGGCUGAAAAAGACAGGAAAACCCAUCAGAGGAGAGGAAACCCUGACAAAGACAUUACAGAGGAGAAGAGGGGGAACAGGAGUUUAUAAGACCGACUGAACGGGGGGACCAGUCUCUUUUCUAGUAAUGGCUGAAAACGACACAGAUGUCAAUCUGGACAUUCUAAAGUCCUUUGAUUUUGCUCCUUUAAUUGUAGCGUUCUGUGUAGCCAUUGCUGUGGGCCUACUGCUGGGCGCCACGGUUUACGUGAUCCUGACCUGGAUGUCCCGACGCAAAGCCGGCUCGGCCAGCAUCACCCGCCGCCCUCUGCGCCGCUCCCAGAACUCGUCCCGCGGUCGCCCCGGGUUCAACCGCAGCAGCAGCUACGAGCGGCGCAGCAACAACAGCUUGAUAAGCGCCGCUUUCAGCUUCCACCGCCCGCCUUCCUCCCCAGAUCAGCUGGACGCCGUGGGGCAUAAAUCCAGCUUCAGGGCCUCCACCUUCCAUCCCCUCGUUCAGUGCAGCCAGAUUGCGAGGGAGGCCGAGGAGGGGAGUCAGACCACGCUCCCCCGCACCCCGCCGCUGGCCACGUCGCCUGGAACGGCUCGGACCGCCGCGGAACCAGCCGCCAACCGCUCGAGACCAGAGUCGUUUUGGGGCAGCAACGGUCUGAGGGGUUUGGGAGUGACGCAGACCCCGCCUCCGGCGUAUGAGAGCAUCAUCAGGGCUUAUCAAGAAACGCGUACCUGAGAGGAGUGAAAACGGUUAGAUGAAGUGAGCCCAAAACGGAUUCAUUUGAGUUUUUACCGACUUUGAUGACGAGACGAACGGUGAAGCUCUAAAGACCUGAUCAGCGCAACAGCGUUUUACAGCGACGACAUUUCUAUAUCUUUUCAUUUCUUUAUUUAUCUUUCAGUAACUCUGGAACAAUAUACACAUGUGAAACUGGCUGUUUAUGAUGUAAAGAGAAGUUAUUGUUGGUUAGCAUUCAGAUUUGCUAUUUUAGGUUUCACCUAAAAUCGUACAAACAUUUAAC